AUAGUAGUGGAUUUUGGUGUAAGUUUAAUGGGUUGUGUAAUAGUAGUAGUGGUUAUCGCGACAACCCUAAAAGAUAUGGAAUUUUGGCCAAACAAUGUGCAGAUUUAUCAACUUCUGAUACGGUUUUGUAUGAUAAUCAUAACGAAUCCAAUCCAAUUCAGUUUUCAAAACUAUCAGACGAAAAGCUUGAGGAACUAAAAUCAUUUAUUAGUCCACCGGCUACGGAGCGUGAAAGGCCCAAUUAUGCUUCAAGAAGAACUUAUUCAUCUUCUUCUAUUGCUUCCAUUUUGAAUCAGCAGUAA
Messenger RNA from Dentiscutata heterogama, 302 nucleotides. The record is from the annotation of a GenBank genome assembly. Lineage: Eukaryota; Fungi; Glomeromycota; Glomeromycetes; Diversisporales; Gigasporaceae.